CAACCUUGUGAAUCUUCUACUUCCUGAUCUCCUUGAGUUUUAUGAACCACCCUCCUCCCCCCACAGCGGAAUGUUUGAGGAAAUAGCUACACUGUCCUUAUCUUUUUUUUUUAAAACUAAUUAUUUCAUGUGUAUUCGUGUCUUGCCUACAUAUAUGUCUGUGUAAAGGUUGUUGGAUCCCCUGAAACUAGAGUUGCAGUUAUGAGCUGCCCUGUGGGUGCUGGGAAUCGAAUCCCGGUCCACCAGCAGACCAGCCAGGGCUCUUAACCCCUAAGCCAUCUCUCCAGUCCCUAUGCUGCCCUUGUAGGCCUCUUUUUCAGAUGUGGAAACUGAGGCCUAGAAAGACCGAAUAAACCAUGGUCUCCCAGUUAGCAAGUAGCCAGUCAGGAUUACAUCUGGUGCACUCCUGUCCCUUCCCUCGGGUAGUGGAAAUGGACUGCAGGCCUUGAGUAGCGGUAUAUUGUCCAGGGGCGUGGUCAAGGACCUGGAGGCGGGGCAUGCUGUCCCAGGGGCGGGGCCGGCGGCCGCACGGUCUUGAAGGCUUGGCUAGCUGAGUCCUUCUCCAGCCGCCCGGCAAAGGCAGGACCAUGGGCGUCCAGGAGCGGGAAGUGCGGAGGCGGCGGGGCUGAGCCCCGCUGGGACCUCCGGUCCGGCCAUGGGCGACCGCGAGCGCAACAAGAAGCGGCUGCUGGAGCUGCUGCAAGCUGCGGGCACCGGCAACACGCACUGCGCCGACUGCGGGGCUGCGGAUCCUGAUUGGGCCUCUUACAAGCUGGGGAUUUUCAUCUGUCUCCACUGCUCUGGCGUCCACCGCAACUUCCCAGAUGUCAGCAAAGUUAAAUCCGUGAGACUGGACUUCUGGGACGACAGUAUGGUGGAGUUCAUGACCAGCAAUGGGAAUCUCAACGUGAAAGCCAAAUUUGAGGCCAGAGUCCCAGCUUUCUACUACGUCCCUCAGGCCAGCGACUGCCUGGUCUUAAAGGAGCAAUGGAUUCGAGCUAAGUAUGAAAGACAAGAGUUUAUAGCUCAUGAGAAAGCUGUCUCCCCCCCAGGUGACCGAGAAGUGUUCCUGUGGAAGCGGGGACGCGACAAUGCACAGUUCCUGAGAAGGAGGUUUGUCCUUCUGGCGAGAGAAGGCCUCCUGAAGUACUACACCAAGGAGGAGGGUAAAGCCCCAAAGGCUGUCAUCCACAUCAAGGACUUGAAUGCCACCUUCCAGACAGAGAAGAUAGGCCAUCCCCAUGGGCUGCAGAUCACCUACAGGAGAGAGGGCCGCAUCAGGAACCUCUUUGUGUAUCAUGACAGCGGGAAGGAGAUAGUGGAUUGGUUCAAUGCUCUCCGUGCAGCCCGCCUGCAAUACCUAAAAUUGGCCUUUCCUGAUCUCCCAGAGUCUGAGCUCGUGCCGCUCAUCACCAGGAACUACCUCAAACAAGGCUUCAUGGAGAAGACUGGGCCCAAGCAGAGAGAACCCUUCAAGAAGAGAUGGUUUGCCCUGGAUGCCCUGGAGCGGAGGUUGCUGUAUUAUAAGAACCCCCUGGAUGCUUUUGAGCAGGGCCAGGUUUUUCUGGGAAGCCAGGAGCAGGGAUAUGGAGUGUCCGAGGACUUGCCCAAGGGUAUCCGAGGGAACCGCUGGAAGGCCGGACUCACGGUCAUCACUCCAGAACGGAAGUUCAUCUUCACCUGCCCCAGUGAGAAGGAACAACGGGAAUGGCUGGAGAGCCUGCGGGAUGUCCUGUCCAGUCCCCUGUCACACCUCAACCUCCUCACUGCAUCAGCAGAGAGUGACUGUGGCCUCAGGUGACCCGUCUCCGAAGAGCUGGCUGGGCACUGAGCACCUGAAAUCCUGGAGAAGUGUUCACCUCUGCCCUGGUUGUCCAGAAGGAAGCCCCGAGGCCAGCAGCUGCCCCUGUCCGUGAACUCUGUCAAGACCAAGGGUGUGGUUUAUCUUCUGGCUCCCAGGAUCCUUCCAGCAAACAUGUCCUAGCCGCUGGGAGCUGGUAGGAAGAAGACAGAAUUUAGCUCUCCAAGCUUAGAAGUCUUGAAGGCUUUCUCAUAUCUGCACCUAGAGACAGGUGCGGGGAUGCAUGCCUGUCGAGAGGCAGGAGUGCCUUGAGUUCAGUGCCAGCCUAGACCAUACAGGGAGUUCAAGUCCAACCUGAGUUACAUAGCAAGACCUUGUUUCAAAAAACAAAAACAAAAGCAAGCAAACAAACAGCAAUAAAAACUACAGAGAGGAGGUGGAGACAUUGUAAUAAAAAAGGACCCUCAGCAUCAAGAUUGUGCAAGUAGAAAAAAAUGUAAAAGUUUAAUCUGAACCUAACUAUGCAGAAAUAAUCAGACAUUCAAAUAUUACAUGUUACUACAAAACUAUCCUGGACUCUUCAAAUAUCAAUAUUAAAAUAUAAAAUUGGCUGGACAUGGUGAUGCAUGCCUUUAGGCCCAUGCACUCAGCAGGCAGAGGAAGGUGGAUCUCUGUGCAUUCAAGGGCAGCCUGGUCUACAUAUCAAGUUCCAGGACAGCCAGGGCUAUAUAGAGAGAAUUUGUUUAAAAAAACUGAGGGGGAGACACAGACAGACAGACCCAAGACAGGGAGGGGUAGUGGUACUAUAAUUUUAGCAUUGGGAAAGUGGAGGCAGGAAGGUCAGAGGUUCUGCUAUUAUGCAUAGAGAGCUCAAGGCUAACCUGGGCUACAUGAGACCCUGAUUCAAAGAACAAAAACCAACACCAAGUCAUCGCAACCAAAUGCAGUUUGGGAUUCUUGACUGGAACCUGGAUUUUAAAAGGGGGGCUGGAGGUGCUGGAGAGAUGCUCAGUGGUUGGGAGCACUGAUUGUUCUUCCAGAGGACCCGGGUUCAAUUCCCAGCACCCACAUGGCAGCUCACAACUGUCUGUAACUCCAUUUCCAGGAAAUCCAACAUUCUUACAGACAGACAAACAUGCAAGCAAAACACAUUUAAAAAAGGGGGGGGGGGAUUGGACAGAUAGCUUAGUGGUUAAGAACACUGAGUGCUCUUCCAGAGGACCUGAGUUCAAAUCUCAGCACCCACAUGACAGCUCAUAACUAUCUGUAACUCCAAGGUCUGACACCCUCACACAGACAUACAUGCAGGCAAAACACCAAUUCAUGUAAAAUAAUAAAAUAAAUAAAAAAAAGAGAAGCCUUGGGGCUGGAGAGAUGGCUCAGCAGUUAAGAGCACUGGCUGCUCUUCCAGAGGUCCUGAGUUCAAUUCCCAGUACCCACAUGUUAACUCACAACUGUAAUUCCAGUUCCAGGGGAUUUGACACCCUCACACCAAUACACAUAAAAUAAAAUAAAAUAAUUUAAAAAAAAAGCCUGUCCAGCCAGUGGUGGUGCACGCCUUUAAUCCCAGCACUCGGGAGGCAGAGGCAGGCAGAUCUUUAUGAGUUCGAGGCCAGCCUGGUCUACAGAGCAAGGAUCCAGGAAAGACACAAAACUACAUAGAGAAUCCCUGUCUCGGAAAAAAAAAAAAAAAAAAAAAGAAGCCACUGUAAAGGACAUAAUUGAUGUUGGAGAAAUUAGAACCUGAAUGCAUAUUAGCUAACAGUAUUGUAAAAUUGUGACAAUCAAGAUGUGUUGUAUAGAGUGUUCCUGUUCUUAGGGGACACGUGCUGAAGUAAACUCUAUUUUUUUUUUUUUUUUUUUUUUUUUUUUGGUUUUUCGAGACAGGAUUUCUCUGUGUAGCUUUGCGCCUUUCCUGGAACUCACUUGGUAGUCCAGGCUGGCCUCGAACUCACAGAGAUCCGCCUGGCUCUGCCUCCCGAGUGCUAGGAUUAAAGGCGUGAGCCACCACCGCCCGGCUUUUUUUUAUUUUAAUUUUUUUUUUUUGAAGUAAACUCUAAAUGAUGACUGCGGCCAAUUUUUAAAUGGUUCAGCUAAAAAAAAAUCAGUAUAUGUAGACAUGUACACAAAUAGAAUGCACAUGUGUGCCUAUCUAUAUCUCUAUACACACAGCACACCACUGAUGAAUCUAGAUGAAAUGUAGACGGGCAUUUAUUUUUCUACCUGUGAACAUUUUAUAUAGAUUUGAGUUUUCAUAUUAAAAAGUUGAUGAACACCUA
This is a messenger RNA of Peromyscus californicus insignis, 4080 nucleotides long. RefSeq names its product ArfGAP with dual PH domains 2 (gene Adap2). Gene Ontology annotation, biological process: positive regulation of GTPase activity. The record is from RefSeq and is a predicted model, not a curated record. The transcript is spliced from 11 exons. Gene Ontology annotation, molecular function: GTPase activator activity; phosphatidylinositol bisphosphate binding. Lineage: Eukaryota; Metazoa; Chordata; Mammalia; Rodentia; Cricetidae. The coding region runs from base 656 to 1801 and encodes 381 amino acids. Gene Ontology annotation, cellular component: intracellular membrane-bounded organelle; plasma membrane.